Messenger RNA from Colletotrichum spaethianum, 363 nucleotides. RefSeq lists its product as uncharacterized. The record is from RefSeq and is a predicted model, not a curated record. The coding region runs from base 1 to 363 and encodes 120 amino acids. NCBI's taxonomy places the organism in Eukaryota, Fungi, Ascomycota, Sordariomycetes, Glomerellales, Glomerellaceae. The transcript has 2 exons.
AUGCAAUUCACGACCCUCGCCGCCGGCUUCCUGGCCCUCGCCGCGGCCGCCUCUGCGACCCCCAUCAUGGGCACCAUCAAGAUGUUCUACGACCCCGCCUCCAACUGCACCGGCACCCCGAUUCCCAUCGAGGGCACCGGCCAGUCCCUGGCUAUCCCGCCCGACUACGCCGGCCAGUGCCACCGCAUCUCCCCGGGCGUGGACAACACCACCUACAAGAGGUUCUCGGCUAGCGGGUUGACCCCGGUUUUCAGCUUUGAGCUGUACACCGACGCCGACUGCCAGAACCUCGCUACCAACGCCUCGAACGUCUGCGUUUCUGAUGUCAAGUCUUACAUUGGCCGUCGCGUGGACGGCAACUAA